Messenger RNA from Selaginella moellendorffii, 1988 nucleotides. Its product is annotated as aldehyde dehydrogenase family 3 member H1. Lineage: Eukaryota; Viridiplantae; Streptophyta; Lycopodiopsida; Selaginellales; Selaginellaceae. Gene Ontology annotation, cellular component: cytoplasm. The record is from RefSeq and is a predicted model, not a curated record. Gene Ontology annotation, molecular function: aldehyde dehydrogenase (NAD+) activity. The transcript has 9 exons. Gene Ontology annotation, biological process: aldehyde metabolic process. Bases 317 to 1843 code for a protein of 508 amino acids.
UCCUGUAAAAUUCCCUCUUCUUCUUCCUCUCGCUUGUGUUCUUGGCUGAAUGGAUGAUACGCCUGUGAAAAAAAAUUUCCCGCGUGACAACGACACACACCUAGAACACUGCCACGGCCGUGCUACCAUUCGCUGGGACAGAUCUAGCUAUAAAUGCCGCACGCUGUGCCGCACGCUGUGCCGCCGCGGCUGCCGCGGUGGCACGCCACGGUGUGCCGCACGGUAGACGUGACCCAACCAUAGUUCGCCGACGUGGCGUAUUUAUAAAAGCCAGGGCCUUGGCUGUGUUUCACGGUUUUCUUCCUGGGAGCGAGCAAUGGACGAUCGGCGCCAAGAAUCGAUGGAGAGCGCCGUAAUCGCGGCGGUGUGUGGCGAGGUCCGCGGCGAUUUCAAAUCUGGUAGGACUAGGAGCUUGGAUUGGCGGCUCGCGCAGCUCAAGAGCAUCGUGGAUUUGAUCAAAAAGCACGAGGAAGACAUCACGGAGGCCGUGGCCGUCGACAUGGGGAAGCCGUCGUAUGAGUGCUUCGCCAGCGAGAUCUUUCCCGUCAAGAGCGCGUGCCAGCUCGCGAUCAAAAACCUCAAGAAUUGGACGGCCGCCGUGAAUGUUCCACCGCUGCUGGCGACGCUCCCGGCGUCGGCCUCCAUGAAGCCGGAGCCUUUCGGUGUCGUGCUGAUAAUCUCCGCCUGGAAUUUCCCGUUUCUCCUUUCCCUGGACCCGAUGGUUGGAGCUAUUGCCGCGGGUAAUGCCGUGGUGUUGAAGCCGUCGGAGAUGGCACCAGCGACAUCGGCGUUGAUCGCACGGCUGCUCCCUUUGUACUUGGAUAAAUCUGCAAUUCGCGUGGUCGAGGGUGGAAUUCCGGAAACCACUGCUCUUCUCCAACAAAAGUGGGAUAAGAUUUUCUACACGGGCAGUCCAAGAGUCGGACGAAUUGUCAUGGCUGAGGCCGCAAAGAAUCUGACGCCAGUCACUUUGGAACUCGGGGGAAAGUCACCAGUUAUUGUUGAUUCUUCAAGCGAUCUCAAAGUAAAGUUCUCAAGUCUUUUUCGGUUUUGCCUUGGUGGAUUUUGGCUGACUUUUCUCUUCCAGGUCGCUACCAGAAGGAUCGCUGUUGGAAAAUGGGGAAACAACAAUGGUCAAGCCUGCGUCAGCCCAGACUAUGUGCUUGUCGACUCGUCUUGCUCGACUAAAUUCAUAGAAGCCAUGAAAGAUACGCUCAAGAGCUUCUACGGAGAGAAUCCUAGAGAGUCGAUGGACAUUUCGCGGGUGGUUAAUAUUAACCAUUUCAAUCGCCUGGUGGGCCUGUUGGACGAUCCAAACAUCGCAUCAAAAAUUGCACACGGUGGUGAAAAAGACGAGACGAAGCUGUACAUUGCUCCAACUCUUCUCGAGGACGUCCCGUUGGACUCGAAGGUGAUGAGCGAGGAAAUAUUCGGCCCGAUUCUUCCAAUCAUCUCGGUGCGAUCCAUCGACGAGGCUAUUGACAUCGUGAACAGCCGGCCAAAACCUCUGGCGCUCUACCUCUUCACCAAGAAGGACAAAGUGAAAGAGAAGGUCAUCGCAGAGACGUCGGCCGGAGGCAUGGUUGUAAACGACUGCUGCUUGCACUUCUUGACAACCACACUCCCAUUCGGUGGAGUCGGAGAGAGCGGCAUGGGAUCCUACCACGGCAAGUUCUCGUUCGACGCCUUCAGCCACCACAAGGCAAUCCUGACGAGGCCGUUCUGGAUGGACAUCAUGGCCCGGUAUCCUCCCUACAGCGCGCACAAGAAGACCUUCAUCCGGUGCCUGCUCGAGGCCGACUUUGUGGGGGUCAUCCUCUGCCUUCUCGGCCUCAAGGGCUGAUCCUUCUUCACCGGUUGUCUUUUCUCUCUAAUUUUUUCUCUCCCUCUGUGACGAAAUUUGUUGUUCUUUUCUUGGUUUUCUAGAAUCGAAACGUUUAAUUGUAUAGUUUGAAGCCAUAAUAAUCUACGUGCUCAAGUCAACGAAA